ACUACUAACUACGAACAAUGAUAACAGACGAUUCUGAUAACAGUGAUGACAAUAACAAAACCCCACCGCCUAAAAAGCGAAAGGAGACGAAAAGAAAUCAAAAAUAUAGAAGUGGGUGGGAAAAAACAUAUACCUGGUUAAAACAAGAUGCCAAAAAUGUGCACAAUGCACAUUGUGUAAUUUGCGAUCAUACUUUUUCCAUCGCAAAAAGUGGAGUCGGUCAGGUAAAACAGCAUGGUGAUACUAAUAUCCAUAUUCAAAAAGUAAAGCAUACAAAAAAAACCAGCACGUUUGAACAUUUUUUUGGUGGUGCGGUAGCAGGUCCUUCCUCUGCUUCUCCAGAUUUUCUUGAUGAUAGGGCCAAGAUAACAGCUGGUGAACUGUCAUUAACAUACCAUACUGUCAAACAUAACCUGUCCUAUAACAGCAUGGACUGUAAUGUAAAGCUAAACAAAGUGAUAUAUGUAGAUUCCAAAACAGCAUUGAAAAUUAAAUUAGGCCGGACUAAACAGGAAGCGCUUGUAAAUGAAGUGUUGGCACCAUAUGCCUUAGAAUCAGUUCUAGAAAGUCUUAGAUCACCAGAUAUAUUUUAUUGUGUACAAACAGACGCAAGCAAUAAAAAAAAUAUUAAAUUGUUUCCCUUAGUGGUACAGUAUUUUGACUCAGAAAAUGGAGUACAAAACAAACUCAUAGAUUUUUAUGAAAAUGCCAAUGAGUCAGCAGACGGUAUGUUUCAGGCCAUUAAUAACUCACUAACUGACCACAAUCUUACAUUUGAUAGAGUGUCCGGCUUAAGUGGAGAUAACAUCAAUGCUAAUUUUGGAAUCCACCAUUCUCUUUUCACAAACAUCAAAAAUUUGUCUCCUCAUUUACUGAAAGGCAAUUGUCAUGCUCACAUAAUUCAUAACACUGUUAAGCAUGCUAUGGGCAUCUUAAAUUGUGAUGUGGAGAAUAUUGUGCUAAAAAUUUACAGCCAUUUCUCAUCGUCAGCUUGCAGGAGAGAGGAGCUUAAAGCUUUUGUUGCAGUUCUUGAUGGUGAAUGGCAUGAGUUGAUAAGGCAUGUUGGAACUAGAUGGCUUUCCUUGUUACCCUGUGUUGACAACAUUCUUAAGAACUUGGAUCCCUUAUUUGACUAUUUUAAAAAUCUGGAAGAAGACUGUCCUGUGCACAUAGAAAAUAUUUUACUACUAAAUCAACCACAUGGGGAUAUUAAAAUAAAAGUGUAUUUAAAUUUUGCAAGCCACUCAUUAAACAAUUUUAACAAAGCAAUAAAGCAAUUAGAGGGCAACAAUACAACUAUAUUAGAUGUGUAUGAUAUUCUGAACACCCUUAAAAUUUCAUUAGAACAGAGACAAAAAGAUAUGUUUUUUGGUUAUCAAACAAAAAAGUUUAUGGAAGAACUUGAAAUUAAAAAUUUGCCAGAGAGUGAAAAAAUAAAAAAGAACUUAUUGUUUUUUAUAGAAAAGUCUCUCAACUAUUUGAACAAAUGGUUUGACUUUGAAGAGAGCAACUGGCUUUGUCAAAUUCAAAAAUUGAAUUUAAAACAUUGCCUAAACUUUGAUGAAUGUGACCAAAUUGUGAAAAUAUUGCAUUUAGAGCAAAGACUGAACCUUGACAUGGACGAAAUGUAUGAUGAAAUAGGCACUAUUAAUACCAUAUUAGAAAAUAUUCAAAGUAAUUCUGACUUUACAAUUUUACGAACUGACCAAAAGUGGGUCAAAAUUUUGAAGGGAAAUGGUCAAGGCUUGCCUAAUUUAAAAAAAAUAGUUGGAUUUCUGCUUUCUGUUCCCGCCACUUCAGCAUUUACAGAGAGAAUAUUCUCUAUAAUGAAAUUAAAGUGGCGGGAAGAGAGAAACAGGGCAAACCUUGUUCUAAUCAAAAAUGAGUUGCUCAUCUACACAAAUUUAGAAUUGUCUUGCGAGGACUCAUAUCAACAUUUCCUCAAAGAUAGCAAACUAAUUAGAAAAGCUCAGAGCCAGAGUAAAUAUACUUUUAAGGUGGUAGAUAAAUAAUGUAAUAACUAGGUCCACAACGACUGCAAAUUAUCGGUUACUAAUUACAUAAUUAAUGAAUAAAUCAAAUAAUACAUGAAAAAUAAUAGUUUUCUUUGUACUUCCCAUUCCAUCCCAUGCACAGACUGUCUUGUCACACCA
This is a messenger RNA of Leguminivora glycinivorella, 2153 nucleotides long. RefSeq lists its product as uncharacterized. The transcript is spliced from 2 exons. Gene Ontology annotation, molecular function: protein dimerization activity. The coding region runs from base 18 to 2012 and encodes 664 amino acids. The record is from RefSeq and is a predicted model, not a curated record. NCBI's taxonomy places the organism in Eukaryota, Metazoa, Arthropoda, Insecta, Lepidoptera, Tortricidae.